AGAGGAUUCCGUGUCAGGAAUGCAGGCAAUAUCUUCGUAGUGAGCUUAGCUGUGGCUGACCUGGUGGUGGCGCUCUACCCGUACCCUCUGGUGCUGACAGCCAUCUUCCACCGGGGCUGGAACCUGGGCUCGGCACACUGCCAGAUCAGUGGCUUCCUGAUGGGCGUCAGCGUGGUGGGAUCCAUCUUUAACAUCACGGGCAUCGCCGUCAACCGCUACUGCUACAUCUGCCACAGCCUCAAGUACGACAAGCUGUUCAGCGACAAGAACUCUGCAUGCUACGUGCUCUUGAUCUGGGCGCUGACCGUGCUGGCCAUAAUCCCCAACCUGUUUGUGGGGUCGCUGCAGUACGACGCCCGUGUCUACUCAUGCACGUUCGAGCAGUCGGCCAGCUCAGCCUACACCAUCGCCGUGGUCUUCUUCCACUUCAUCCUGCCCAUCAUGGUGGUCACCUACUGCUACCUACGCAUCUGGGUGCUGGUCAUACAAGUGAGGCGGCGGGUCAAGCCGGAUAACCGACCCAAGCUGACGCCUCAUGACGUGCGCAACUUUGUCACCAUGUUCGUGGUGUUCGUGUUGUUCGCCGUGUGCUGGGCGCCGCUCAACUUUAUCGGCCUAGCGGUCGCCGUGGCGCCCGAGCGCUUGGCGCCCCUCAUUCCGGAGUGGCUGUUCGUGGCCAGCUACUUCAUGGCGUACUUCAACAGCUGCCUCAACGCCAUCGUGUAUGGCGUGCUUAACCAGAACUUCCGCCGCGAGUACAAGCGCAUCGUGGUGUCCGUGUGCACCGCCCGGAUCUUCUUCCCCGAGAGUUCCAACGAGGCGCAGGAAAGGCUCAAGAGCAAGCUGUCCCCGCUGAUGACCAACAACAACCAGGUCAAAGUGGACUCUGUGUGAGGCGCAUUAGGCUGGCUUUACGUGGUGAAACUUUUACACAACCGGUUGCAGCUCAACCCGCUCUUAUUGACAUAUGGCAAAUACAUAUCACAGUUUCUCGAUGCAUGCAAGACAAUAUU
Molecule: messenger RNA, 1013 nt
Organism: Colossoma macropomum (tambaqui)
Lineage: Eukaryota; Metazoa; Chordata; Actinopteri; Characiformes; Serrasalmidae
Product: melatonin receptor type 1A-A
Exons: 2
Biological process (GO): G protein-coupled receptor signaling pathway
Cellular component (GO): membrane
Molecular function (GO): melatonin receptor activity
Source: RefSeq, a predicted model, not a curated record